GAGACGUGGACGAGCAAUCUUGAGGCUUUGCGCAUUUUUCGUUUCUUUUUUUGUGUUGCGUGGCUUGAUUCUCCCCUGCCUGCUGUCUGAUGGCAGCCCUCGGCUUUUGGCUGCUGUUCGGCCGAGAGAGGCCGGGAUACGGAUAUUUUUCUCAGGGCCCUUGCGUCAUACCUUUUUUUUACCCUUUGUCACUCUCCAGCGACCAGCUGCGCUCGCUCGACCAUGCGCGCCCUCUGACACGGAAAAGCAGUACUUUCCACCGGACCCAUGUAGCGACUACCGCCAGACGUCUCUAUAACGGAAAUGAAAGAUGCGGGCCUCUCUCCCGCCCUCGUCGAGACGGUCGCGGGGCUCUCGGCCGGGUCCAUGGCCACCCUGAUCGUGCACCCGCUCGACAUUGUCAAGACGCGCAUGCAGGUCCACCGCAGCGCCCUCUCCUCCUCCUCCUCUUCCUCCUCCCCCGCCGCUUCCCCAACAACCGUCUCCCUCAUCCGCGCCCUCGCCCGCACCGACCGGCCCGUCGCCGCCCUCUACCGCGGCCUGACCCCGAACCUGCUCGGCAACGCGACCAGCUGGGCCGCCUUCUUCUUCUUCAAGGCCCGCCUCGAGCGCGGGCUGGCCCACCUGCGCGCGGCCGCGCGCCACGCGCCGGACCCGGACCCGCGCUCCCCGGCCCAGGUCCGCCAGCGCCUCACGCCCGCCGACUUCUUCGCCGCCUCGCUCGCCGCCGGCGCCCUCACCCAGCUGAUCACCAACCCGAUCUGGGUGCUCAAGACCCGCAUGCUCGCCUCCGACCGCGCCGCCGCCGGCGCCUACCCCAGCAUGUGGUCCGGCGCCGUCCGGCUGUGGCGCGAGGAGGGACCGUGGGGGUUCUACAGGGGCUUGGGCGUCGGCAUGCUGGCCGUCAGUCAUGGGGCGGUGCAGUUCGCCGUGUACGACCCCGCGCGGAAGAUGUACCUCGCGUCGAAGAAGAGGCGCGGUCAGGGCGGCGUCGGAGGGGAAGAAGGGGUGGUGUCGAACGAGGCCACGCUGGUUCUGUCCACCGUGUCGAAGCUCGUGGCGGGCGCCGCGACGUAUCCGCUGCAGGUGCUGAGGAGCAGGUUGCAGCACCACGAUGCCGAGGAGCUCUUCGGGAAGGGCGUGUCCGGCGUGGUGAGGAAGCUGUGGAGGGAGGAAGGCGUGAGGGGCUUCUAUCGCGGCGUCGUGCCCGGCGUGGUGAGGGUGCUGCCGGCGACGUGGGUGACGUUCCUCGUGUACGAGAAUGUAAAGUACUAUCUGCCGCGGUUGGCGCGCGGCGGGAAGGACCAUGUUGUGGCAUAGAUCUAGACGGGGGACCGGCGUUGCAAGAGGCUCGAGGCGGAUAUCAUCUGGUUGGGUAGCACGGUUCGGCGU
Messenger RNA from Thermothielavioides terrestris NRRL 8126, 1392 nucleotides. RefSeq lists its product as uncharacterized. The record is from RefSeq and is a predicted model, not a curated record. The coding region runs from base 304 to 1320 and encodes 338 amino acids. Gene Ontology annotation, cellular component: mitochondrion. The transcript has 2 exons. NCBI's taxonomy places the organism in Eukaryota, Fungi, Ascomycota, Sordariomycetes, Sordariales, Chaetomiaceae. Gene Ontology annotation, molecular function: folic acid transmembrane transporter activity; FAD transmembrane transporter activity. Gene Ontology annotation, biological process: nucleotide transport; folate import into mitochondrion.